GAUAUGAUAUGUCUAUGCUUUCUUUUUAUGAAUAAAAUCAAUUGUGGAAUAAUUCUGCCUUAGUUGGUUUGCUUUUGCUCUUGCGUGAGUUUUAAGGAAUGGUUGGCUCAUCUCAGCCUACAGAUUCUAGUCCUGUCACAAAGUUAGAUUCCGGCAAUGCCCAAACUGGGAUUGCAGAUGAUGACCAGCGCUUUCUUUUGUACUUCAUUAUAGGUACCUACUUUGGGCCUGACCUGAAACAGGAGAAGCAGCAGAAGUCAGUUUUGCAGAGAAUAGCUGAGGGAAUUCCACCAUAUACUUCUGAUCAGCUAGCUGGAUCCCAUGUAAAAACAGUGGAGCUAGAACGGGUUUAUUAUUAUGUUCUUAGAAAAGCUGAUCAAUCUGCUGUUGUAAAAUUACCUUUGUUGCACCAGUUCUUCCAUGGCAAUCUCCCUAAAAAUGAACAAGACCCAAAUGCCAAUUAACCUCAGUUUCCUGAUCUCUUUCCUUCCUUACUUCAUACCCAUUCACGAUUCAAGAACCGAUACAAGAUCAUUGAAAGCAUUGUAUUUAUUAACAACCCAGAGAUAUCUUACAUUAAGCCGGAGGACAUUGAUAGGUUCAAGAGGCUAACUGGACUGGAGGAUUUUGUUCUGGAUCGAGAUGCUGCAAGAUUACACACAACUUCAGAUGGUAGUGUUUUAUACAAUGUGGCAGUGCAGGCGGCUGAGCCUGAUGCAGAGGUGGCUUCCUUUAAGUCAUCUCGUAAAUCGAAGAAAUCAAAACGUAUAGAAGAAGUCCUGGCAUUCAGUGAUCCUCUGCAACAUGUCCAUGUUGUGUCACCUGUCAGUAGUGUUCCAUAUAAUGGCACACCUAUGAAGUAUAGCAGUUAUGUGGCUCCUGUGCCAACUGAAUAUGGCUGUGAUCCUGUUGGGAAAGUUGGCCCGGCUAUGAUAUUUCUUCCUUCUCUUCCAGCUAAAACAGAGUGGUCCAAUAUUGUAGCUGCCACGAAAAGUGGAUUUGCAUUGACUGGGAGCGCAGCCAUGGGGAAGGUGGGGCCAGUAAUAGGACUAAUGGACAUAGGGGAAUGUGAGGACUCUUACCUUUUUCGUGUAUCUCUUCCAGGGGUCGAAAGAGAUGAAAGGGGAUUUAGCUGUGAAGUCGAAAAUGAUGGUAAAGUAUCUAUUAGAGGAGUGACUACAACAGGUGAGAAGACAGUUUGCAGGUACUCCCAAGUAUUUGAAAUGCAAACACAGAAUCUCUGCCCACCUGGCCAUUUCUCCAUCUCAUUUAAGCUCCCUGGUCCAGUUGAUCCAAAGCAAUUUUCUGGAAAUUUCGGCACCGAUGGGAUUCUUGAGGGAAUUGUGAUGAAAGGGAGGGAUAUGAGAUGAAAAGUUAACCAUUGUUUUAAAACCUUGGCUCUUACUUUAUGCACAGUUACUGUACAUAUUUGGUAGACAAUGAAUUGAAUUACUGUACAUUUUGGUAGACAAUGAAUUGAAGGGGUCGGAAAUACAAAUACCAAAUUGCCAUUAUUAUAGCAAAA
Ziziphus jujuba (common jujube) is the source of this 1525-nucleotide messenger RNA. Its product is annotated as increased DNA methylation 2. Gene Ontology annotation, cellular component: nucleus. The record is from RefSeq and is a predicted model, not a curated record. Lineage: Eukaryota; Viridiplantae; Streptophyta; Magnoliopsida; Rosales; Rhamnaceae. The transcript is spliced from 3 exons.